This is a messenger RNA of Anopheles marshallii, 1569 nucleotides long. It is a transcript of the gene ergic53, whose product is annotated as protein ERGIC-53. The record is from RefSeq and is a predicted model, not a curated record. The coding region runs from base 1 to 1569 and encodes 522 amino acids. The transcript is spliced from 6 exons. Gene Ontology annotation, biological process: Golgi organization; endoplasmic reticulum organization; endoplasmic reticulum to Golgi vesicle-mediated transport. Gene Ontology annotation, cellular component: Golgi membrane; endoplasmic reticulum-Golgi intermediate compartment; endoplasmic reticulum membrane. NCBI's taxonomy places the organism in Eukaryota, Metazoa, Arthropoda, Insecta, Diptera, Culicidae. Gene Ontology annotation, molecular function: D-mannose binding.
AUGUUUCCCAAAGGGUUGACGUGUAGCGGCUCCGCGGCUUCUAUGCUGCUGAUAGGGCUACUGAUUGGCCUCGGCGCCAACCUGGACCGCGUGAGCGGCGACGUGGGACUGGUGCACCGGCGAUUCGAGUACAAAUAUUCCUUCAAACCACCCUAUCUGGCACAGAAGGAUGGCACGGUACCGUUCUGGGAGUACGGUGGUCAUGCGAUUGCCAGCUCAGAAAACGUGCGCAUUGCACCGUCCUUGCGCAGCCAGAAGGGAGCCAUUUGGACAAAGCAAAGGACGAACUUUGACUGGUGGGAGGUGGAGAUCGUCUUUCGGGUAUCCGGUCGUGGACGCAUCGGUGCAGACGGUUUGGCUUUCUGGUACACCUCGGAGAAGGGCAGCUAUUUGGGCGAUGUGUUCGGUUCAUCCGACCGAUGGGUCGGUCUUGGUAUCUUCUUCGACUCGUUCGACAACGAUAACAAACACAACAAUCCAUACAUUUCGGCCGUCUUGAACGAUGGUACGCGACAGUUUGACCAUCAAAAUGACGGUGCAACACAACUUCUAUCCGGUUGUUUGCGUGACUUCCGUAACAAACCGUUCCCAACACGGGCAAAGAUUGAGUACUACAAUAACAUUCUUACGGUCCUGUUCCACAACGGCAUGACGAACAACGAUCAGAACUACGAAAUGUGCUUCCGGGCGGAGAAUGUGGUGCUACCGAAGUCGGGUUACUUUGGCCUUUCGGCGGCAACCGGUGGACUCGCCGACGAUCACGAUGUGUUCCACUUCCUGACCACGUCGCUACACAUUCCCGGCCAGUUUAAGGAGGAACCCGCACCGGGCGAGGAUGCGGCUAAGCUAACGCAAGAGUACCAGGACUACCAGAAAAAGCUCGAGCUGCAAAAGGAAGAGUACCGUAAGGAGCAUCCGGAUGAGCACAAGGACGAUCUGGACAGCUUGUUCGAGGACUUUAAUGAACGUGAGCUGCGUCAAAUUUGGGAAGCGCAAACGAACACGUUUGAGCAGUUGCGUACGCUUAGCUCAAAGCUGGAUGAGGUGAUAGGCCGCCAGGAGCGCACGUUGGGUUUGCUGUCCGUAUCGGCUCAGGCCGGUGGUGCGGCAAGUGCAGGUGCAGGUGCACCACCGCCACAGAUCGCUGCCGGUGGUGCCGGUAGUACGAUUAUGCGUCACGAAGUAGACGCACUGUUGCAGAAUCAGAACGUGAUGGUGCAAACGGUUCGCGAAAUACGUUCCAUCAUCGGUGAGGUACACGCACGUACGGAUAGCAUACUGAACAAUCAGGCCCGGGCACCAACGGCACAGGUGCAAACCGGCGGAUAUGAUGUGCAAAGCUUGAUGAAUGAGAUGCGCGAUGGUAUGAACCAGGUCCGUCAAGGUGUUGCCGGUGUGGCUCAAAGGCUACAAACGGGACCGCAGGCGCAAGGGUCCGUACAGUGCCCAACGCAAAACUGUCUCAGCUUGACGGCAUUCCUGGUGGCGAUAGUGGUGCAGCUGCUGGUGAUGCUAGGUUACAGUAUGUAUAGAGACAGUCGAGAGGCUCAGGCGAAAAAGUUUUAUUAG